AUGCAGAGGAUCCGGAGGGCCAAGCCGGAGCAGAAGGGUCAGGUGACCAAGGCGGAGGUGGGGAACACAGGAGGAUCAGGGCUUGACAGAACCAGUGGAGAUACAGGAGAUUCAGGGCUAGACAGAACCAGCGAAGUCACAGGAGAUUCAGGGCUGGGUGGAACCAGCGGAGACACUGGAGUUUCAGGGCUGGCUGGAACCAGGAGAGACACAGGAGAAUUAGGAAUUACCUCCCUAAACCAGUCUAUAAGCUCCGUGCAGUGGGAUGACAGUUGGCUGGUCUCUGGUUCGGGAGUGGGGCUGGAGAUAUCCUCCUCAGUGGGGCCGACGGUGAACGGGGAUCUCUUGUUCACCAGCACCCACUCCACAAAGGUGGCGAAAUCCUCUCUAGGACCGUUCACUGGAAAAUCAGGAAGGAAUACACUGGAUUCCUUCAUGAUGUUUAGGGCUGUAAAGGAGAAGGAGAGGAAAACCUUCUUUACUAAGAAAUGUCAGGAAUCUAAGAAGGAUAAAAAAAAUGGUGAAGACUGUAGUGGACAUUCUUCUAGCGAAGAUAGUGAAGUGCAAGUAAAAUCGACAUCUCACAGUCCACAUUAUGAGAGUGACACUUUGAUGUGGGAUGAUCCAGAUGAAGCAAGCACACCAAAGACAAGAAGCACAUCAGACAGAAAUUACACACAUCUUUAUGCACCAAUAGUUAUCGAAAGUGACUCAGAAGAGUCAAAUGAGAGCAGACAAUAUGUUCAAGAGGAAAGCACUGAUGUAUUAUCUGCAGCAGACAUUGUGUCAGAUCUCUCAUUGAAGAUCAGAAGGACGUCUUGCUGCAGAUUCAACAUAAAUAGAGCUAAUGUUUGGGAUGGAGCAGUUCGUGGUUUUAAACGUGCAUCAUAUGACCCAUUGCAAGACAUGCUUGUCAAAUUCACAGAUGACGAAGGCACAAUUGAAGAUGCAGUGGACACAGGUGGUCCCAAACGUGAGUUUCUAACCCUGCUAAUGGACUGUUUAAGAGCACGGAGAAUCUUUGAUGGUCCUGAAAAUAGGAGAUUUCUCACCUUUAACAAUGCAGCUGCCAGAGAAGAUGAAUACUUCCUUGCUGGGCGGAUGAUUGCUGUUUCUGUUGUUCACGGUGGUCCAGGUCCUCGCUUCCUCUCAGAAAUGGUGUACGAUCACCUCACUGGGAGGUCUGACAUUAAUGGAACAGUUGAAGAUAUAACAGAUGAGACCAUGAAGGCAGCUUUACUUGAGAUAUCCAGCGCAGCUUCAUUGGAUGAAUUACUCAUGCUCAUUGACAAGUAUGCCAGCUUGCUGCAGACUGCUGGAUGUUUUGAUUACCCACAAAGUGUAGAAGGCAAAGACAACAUUGUGAAGGAUUUCAUACAAUGGUACAUAUUAUACAGAAACCAGUACUCCAUACAAAGAUUUAGGGAUGGUCUUUCCACCUUGGACGUCAUCCAUGCCCUUGAACAACAUCCAAGUGUAUUCAGACCCUACAUGUGCUACAGUGUUGAGAAUCUAAAAGCUGAAUCAUUGGAGGCUGUCUUCAAGGCUCAGCUCUGUGAAUUUGGUAGCACCAGACGACAAGAAGAAACAAGGAUUCUAGGAUACUGGAGAGACUAUCUACUUGACACUGGAGGUAAAGGAUUGUAACAUCACAUUUUAUUGUUGUUGUGUACAUAUUUCAUAAUAUUCCAUUGUUGCUUCUUUUCUUUUUUCAGAACAAGAAACCGGAGUCUUCCUCCAGGACAUCCUGAUGUUUGCUACAGGACUGGAUUCACUGCCUCCUUCAACAAUUCUGCCUCAGCCCCGACUGAGUUUUGAGUGGACUUCUAAAUUUCCCAUUGCCAGCACGUGUGCCAACACAAUCAAAUUGCCA
Messenger RNA from Carassius carassius (crucian carp), 1873 nucleotides. Its product is annotated as G2/M phase-specific E3 ubiquitin-protein ligase-like. The coding region runs from base 1 to 1647 and encodes 548 amino acids. The transcript is spliced from 10 exons. Lineage: Eukaryota; Metazoa; Chordata; Actinopteri; Cypriniformes; Cyprinidae. The record is from RefSeq and is a predicted model, not a curated record. Gene Ontology annotation, molecular function: ubiquitin-protein transferase activity. Gene Ontology annotation, cellular component: nucleus.